CUCACAACAUAUCUUUCUUCAACUUCUUCUUCCUUCGCAUUCACCAACAACUACACAACCCACAAAAUCUAAACCAAUACACAUGGAACUCACCACUAUCUUCUGCAUCUUUCUUUCUUUCCUAUCUAUUCUUCUCCUCAACUUACUCAUCAAAACCUUCUUCUUCUUCUUCCCUUCCAACGUUAAGACACAAUUGCCACUUCCUCCUGGGACCAUGGGUUGGCCAUAUAUAGGAGAAACCUUCCAAAUGUAUUCUCAAGACCCAAAUGUUUUCUUUGCCACAAAAAUCAAGAGGUAUGGUUCUAUGUUUAAGUCACACAUUUUGGGUUAUCCUUGUGUGAUGAUUUCUAACCCGGAUGCAGCAAAGUUUGUGCUCACCAAAGCUCAACUCUUCAAACCAACAUUUCCUGAUAGCAAAGAGAGGAUGUUGGGGAAGCAAGCCAUUUUCUUUCACCAAGGAGCAUACCAUGCUAACCUCAGAAAGCUUGUCCUUCGCACCUUCACCCCUGAGGCCAUCAAAACUUUAGUCCCUGACAUUGAAUCCAUUGCCCAAAAUUGCCUCAGAUCAUGGCAAGGAAAGUUGAUCACCACUUUCCUCGAAAUGAAAUCGUAUACCAUCAACGUGGCCCUGCUGACAAUAUUUGGAAAAGAUGAAACUCUGAAUGCAGAGGAUCUGAAGCGAUGGUACUACACCCUUGAGAGAGGGUACAACUCAAUGCCCAUAAACCUUCCCGGAACACUUUUCCACAAGGCCAUGAAGGCAAGGAAAGAGCUUGCAGAUACUGUGGCUCAAAUAAUCUCAACAAGGAGGAAGACGAAACAAGAACACAAUGACUUGCUGGGAUCGUUCAUGAGUGAAAAAGCAGGACUCACUGAUGAACAGAUAGCAGAUAACAUCAUUGGUGUUAUUUUUGCCGCUCGUGACACCACUGCCACAGUACUUACGUGGAUUGUUAAGUACCUCGGCGAAAACCCCAGUGUCUUAGAAGCAGCAACUGAAGAGCAUGAGUCGAUAUUAAGGUGCAAGGAAGAAAGUGGAGAAGAAAUGGGCUUAAAUUGGUCAGACACAAAAAAUAUGCCUUUGACAUCCAGGAUCAUACAGGAGACUCUAAGAAUAGCAUCGAUUUUGUCUUUUACCUUCAGAGAAGCUAUAGAGGAUGUUGAAUUUCAAGGGUAUCUCAUACCAAAAGGGUGGAAAGUAUUACCACUUUUUAGGAACAUCCACCACAGUCCUGACAACUUCAAAGAGCCAGAAAAGUUUGAUCCUUCAAGAUUUGAGGUGGCUCCAAAGCCCAAUACUUUUAUGCCAUUUGGCAAUGGGACCCAUGCAUGUCCGGGCAAUGAAAUAGCCAAGUUGGAGAUGUUGGUGCUUCUACAUCACCUGAUCACAAAGUACAGGUGGUCUACAGUUGGUGCGAAAAAUGGGAUUCAGUAUGGCCCCUUUGCUCUUCCAGAGAAUGGAUUGCCCAUGACAUUUUAUCCCAAAAAAUAAAUAUCAUUCAAAUCAAGAGUGGAGGCACACUAACCAUAGCUGGAACCAACUUCUUCAAUUUGCAAAUAAUUCUUCUAAACACAGUCCAAUGUGUUAGACUACAGAGAAUGAUGAAAGAGACCCUUAGAUCAAAAAAAUGAUCCAUUCUUCUAUCUCUAAAUUUUUUGAGCAAAAGACAACAGAAAAUACUUAUUAUGGUAUGAUGAUGAGGAAGGGAAUGACUCAGUUGUGUUGUACAGGAGAAGCUCUCAAUAAGACUGUUAUUUUUUUUU
Messenger RNA from Vigna unguiculata (cowpea), 1764 nucleotides. Its product is annotated as abscisic acid 8'-hydroxylase CYP707A2-like. The record is from RefSeq and is a predicted model, not a curated record. Gene Ontology annotation, molecular function: iron ion binding; heme binding; (+)-abscisic acid 8'-hydroxylase activity. Lineage: Eukaryota; Viridiplantae; Streptophyta; Magnoliopsida; Fabales; Fabaceae. Gene Ontology annotation, biological process: abscisic acid metabolic process; sterol metabolic process.